UAUACCAUUAUUAUUUAUCGAUAACCUAUAAUAUAAAAUAUUUGCUACAAAAUUCCUGUUACAAUUUAGGAGUAAAUGCACUUCCAUGCCAUUAAUCUUAAAAAAUCCAACAUCUCAGUGUGGUUAGAGUCGUUGCAUUAUUGUAAAACUGAACAAUGACUAUUUAUAGGUGACUGGCGUUUGUGUGUCCGUUACCAUAACAGCCAGUUUAAUAGAGCGGCCACAUCGUAAUCUGAUUGUUCUGAGUCUUUUCACUGCUGCCGAGACAGAGAAGGGUCAGAAAACAAAACUGUUCAGUCUGUGGAGUGUGUAUUUUUUCUUUUAUUUUGAAAAGGUUUCUAUGUGAAAUGCUUGAGCAAAAUCAGAGAAGAGUCAAUGAGGAGUUUUUGUCCAGAUUUUGUGAUGGGGAAAGAAAAGAAAACAGCAAAACUAGAAAGACUGGAACCAAACACACGAGCGAUCAUCAUGGGUGAAGUAAAUAAAUCGAUUCCCAGGAUGAGACUUGUGAAAUCAAAGGAAAAGAUGAAAGUGAAGACAUCAAACAAAAGACUCCCAACAACAGACAAGGGUAUAAUAACCACAUGUGAGACAUCGGGGAACGUAAUGAAACUCUGUCUCAACUUAAUGCCUGUUUUAGCUUCAGCCAAGGAACCUGAAGAAGAAGAUGAGGAGGACAGAGAGGAAGAUACCAGCUCUACAAGUGCAGAGGAACCAAACACCAGCAACACACAUGACCCAUCUGCCACCAAAUCAGUGCAUCAAUCUCUCAGUACAAGUGAUUAUUUUGCAGGACUAACUCUGGACACAGCCACCGAAACCAAACAACCACUAAACUCUUUGUUUGUCCUGCCUCCCAUAACUCAACCUACAUCAGCUCCCAUGUGUGGUGGUGACCAUCACAAGACCCAGAAGUUCACAACAUCUCUACCUCGUAUCAGUUUACCUGAGAAAACAACAACUGUCUCAGAAAACAUUAAAACUGAAGUCAGCAGAGUCGAUGACACAGUGACAGAACACAUGACAGAUGCUGCUGGGCCCUGGAUAGACAACAUCCUGCUCUCGAAAUGUAGAUCUGCUGAGUUUCGUCUUCCUGACAUUUCUUUGACCAGUCUGGACACUCUGCUGCAGACUGUCACACAGAAACUGGGGAGGAAGAGGAGAAGUGGUGAAGGAGCAUGGGGACAAGUCCAGUCUGAUCACCUCCUCAUCACAGAACCACAUUUGACAGAGACGAGACCCGGACGGCAGCUCAACCAGACCAACAUGUGAGUGGAAGAUCAACACCAUCAUCAGUGGGUGGUGGACACAGUGGAAACAAACACAAGAGGCUCCCCGCACUUUUCCCUGCAACUAAGCCCACACUCAUGCUCAGCAUGACAAAGAGUGAACACGGACAUCGUCACUGUUGUGUUGGUUGCAUGUGAUUGCAACAGAUCGAUUGAAACACUGACAUUUUCUAAAGUAAAAAAGACAUUUAAAAUAUGCAGCUCCUUUGACUGGAACGUUCAAAAGAUAUGUGGGAAAAACUGAAGGAUCUGGUCUCAUCUGACACUUUGACAAUGUGUGUUUAAAGGACUUGAAACGCACUUUAUAAUGAUUUUCUUAAAUAUUUGCUGAUCUUGUGAUUUUAUAUUGUAUAUCGUAGCUACCCUUUAUAUAUAUCUAAACUUGGGACAAGGGUUUGUGUUUGGUUGAUUUCUUUGUUAAUAAAUCGCAAUUAGAGCUGAGACAAUUACUUGAUUAAUCGAUUAUUAAUCGUUUACUAAA
Solea senegalensis (Senegalese sole) is the source of this 1767-nucleotide messenger RNA. RefSeq lists its product as uncharacterized. Bases 376 to 1269 code for a protein of 297 amino acids. The record is from RefSeq and is a predicted model, not a curated record. Lineage: Eukaryota; Metazoa; Chordata; Actinopteri; Pleuronectiformes; Soleidae. The transcript is spliced from 3 exons.